This is a messenger RNA of Cladocopium goreaui, 1248 nucleotides long. The record is from the annotation of a GenBank genome assembly. Lineage: Eukaryota; Dinophyceae; Suessiales; Symbiodiniaceae.
ACAAGCAAAGAACGGCAACGCUAAAGAUUCCGCAGUGCCAGGAGCUGCAGCCAAGUCGGCUGACAAGACUGCCGAAGUGGAGAUGACGCACAAGAGUCUGACUGAAGUCUUAGGGUUCGUGCCUUCGGAUGCUAGCAUGCUGUCCCACAUAGCUUCGGGGAAUUUGGAUGCCUCUCCAGUAGGUGGUGCGAAUGUCUUUGAACCCACAACAAUUACCCUUCCAGACCAUGUUCCCUUUGACUUUGUGGCAAUUCGAGAGAUCAUGACGGAAUUGCAGGCAGCAAUUUUCCGUUGGGCUUAUUCGUAUGAAUCCAGGAAACACAUGGAAGAUAUCUACGUUGACAUCUCCAAGCCGUCACCUGCAGUCUUGUGCAGAUUUCCAUGUGAGCUGACCAAGGAGCAGGACUUCUGCCUGCCACUGGCAGGGACUGUCUCAUUGACCCCUUCCAACCAUUCCUUGCCACUUUGCGUAGUGAGCAAGGAGAUGACCCCAGCCGCGCGUUCUACGGAGGGUGUCUCCUGGGAUGCAGAAGAAUCUGAGUUGAAGGUCGUCAUAUAUGUGACUGGAGAUUCUCACAAGUGUAUUGGUGGGGAUCAAUUUGUGCCUGCGUGGUCCGUCAAGUCGGUGUCCAAAGACCCUUUUCUCGCUUUGGGUCCUAUUCGACUUGAUGUCCGCAAACCAGAGUCAUGGAUGCCUAGAAAAAACAUAGUGCAGAAGGACCAGAAGAAGAAGGAUCAGAACCGUCAGAAAGAUCAGACUCCCAAGAAAGACCAAGCCGUGGAGAUUUCAGAUGAUUCUCCUGAAAAGACGACCGAGGUGCCCAAUGCAACCAAGGAUGGUCAGGUAGCCAAGGUUGCUUCGCAGGUUCUUGAUGUUGAUGAUGACGCGGAGGAGGAGGAGACGCUUUCAAUCCAGGCACCUUGUCUCAUGCCUACGCAUCCUUUCGGGGAUCUGAAGCAGGCCGGGGACAAUAUCCCAUUUGCAGAGUUGACUCGGGGAUCUUUUCGUGAAGGCACUGGAUCCAGCAGCCACAUCCGCCAGCUCGGAAAGGUGAUGGACAAGCUUGGAUUUGGUGCCCUACGUGCCAACCUGAUCAAGUCUGAGGCAGAUGACGGGCAGCAGCCAGGGCCGGCUCAAAGUAAAGCAGCCAAGAAGGCGUUGAAGAACGCCGACCAUUUGCUCAGGUAGUUGUAGUUACUUUGAAUUGCAACGGACCAACAAUCUUGAUCUGAGAAAUGAGUAUGUAU